This is a messenger RNA of Symbiodinium natans, 1149 nucleotides long. The record is from the annotation of a GenBank genome assembly. Lineage: Eukaryota; Dinophyceae; Suessiales; Symbiodiniaceae.
AUGAAGGAGCAUGGAGGUCAUGAGAAGGAGGAUGAGAAAAGUAAGCAAAAGCAGGCAGCAGAGUUAUUUCGGCAAGGCCAGCAGCAGCUUCGAAAAGCGCAGGCUGCUGUCGGCGAUCAGGCGGUAGCGGAGUACGAUGCUUGUUCCCAGCUGUUCACUGAGGCCAUCUCGCUUCGUCCCCACCACGCACAGUACUACCAGGCCCGUGGCCGCUGCUACAUCGCUGUGCAGCAGUACUUGCGAGCUCUCGGGGACUUCGUCGUGUGCUGCAGGUUAGAACCAGGCAUUGCUCGACACUUUGCGCAUCGAGGGCAGUGCUUCAGACGCCUGGGUCGCGUUGAUGAAGCCCUAAAAGACUAUGACGAAGCACUCCGCCUUGAGAGGCUAAAGGCGGAGAAAGACCCAUCUGAAACGCACCAGCGGCAGGCUGCCGAGUACUACUUCGAGCGGGCGUUGGUGCACAUUGACUUAGAGCUCUACGACAAGGCGAUUGAAGGUUUUUCUCAGGCUCUUGACAAGCGCUUGGCCGCGCCAUACAAGGCCUUCUUUCAUCGCGGAAUCUGCUAUCGAAGAGUUGGGCAGAUUGCAGAGUCCAUUCAAAACUUGAAGGAGGCCAUCAACCUGGACACGACCAGCGCAGACGCACAUAAUCACCUCGGCCUGUCUCACAUACAAGAGCAGAACUUCGAAGAAGCGAGAAAGUGCUUUGCGAAUGCAGUCGAACUAGAUGCAUGUGCCAGGUACUUGAACAAUCGCGGUCUGGCAAGUUACCACUUGGAAGAGUACACCGAUGCUGCUGCCGACUUCACAGCAGCUCUUGAGGCAGAGCCCGACAAUGCCUCUGUGCUCUUCAAUCGUGGCAAUGCCUACUUCCAACUGGGACAGCACCAGGAGGCCCUUGAUGACUAUGCCGAAGCCAUUCAGCUUGAGCCUGACAACGCGACCUACUUGCACCACAAGGGGCUCGCCUAUCAGGGCUGUGGAGAGGUGCGGGAGGCCAUCGCCUGCUAUGAAGAGGCUUGGACAAUUGGGAUGGGACAGCUUUGGGCUCAAAGUAGGGACGACCUGCUGCACCUGAGGCACUGCGCAGAGACGCGGGUCAUCAUCCUUCUCGGUCGUCUCCUUACAGAGCCAAAUCUGGAGCCAUGA